CCGGGUUUGGACAUUUAUUUGACCUUUUGACGCAUUACAUUUCGACUAAAGCCCAACUCCGAUGUUUUUCAAUCUUCCAUUCGGCUCUGCCACCUGAUUUCUUCCCAUUAAUUCGCCUGCUCGACUUCGUGCUUGAGUGACGCAGAAUGGAGUGCGUAGUUCAAGGAAUUAUCGAGACCCAACAUGUGGAAGCUCUUGAGAUUCUACUUCAAGGACUUUGCGGUGUCCAUAAAGAAUGCCUAAGGAUACAUGAAUUAUGCAUUAAAAGUGUGUCAAACUUAGGGUUAGUAGGCUCUGAAAUUCGCCUCAUAUGUGAUCUUGAGCAACCUGAACCGACUUGGUCAGACGUUAUACGUAGUAUUGUACAUAAAAAGAACUUAUAAUCCAUAGCAAACAUUGUUCCACAACAACUUAUUUUGCUGGAAACAAACAGAGCCUAAGUUCCAUCUAAAACCACCAAGUUCUCAGGACUGUACGACACAUUGGCGGAGCGAUGAGAGGAUCCGGUGCUGAUCAGAUCUCAGUUCUAGUGAGAACAGUGGUAGAAAGCAAAGUGAGCAAGAACGCACUCCGAGUCUUUAACUGCCUUGGCUACAAAUUAGACCACGAGUUAUUGAGAGUUGGGUUUGGGUUUCAUUUCCAGAGAGGGGCAAACAUAACUGUUACCGUAUCGUCCAUAAAUAAGAUGCUUAAACUGCACUCCACGGAUGAUGCUGUACCUGUAACCCCAGGCAUACAACUAGUCGAAGUGACGGCACCUGCAUCGUCUGAAAACUACUCAGAAGUUGCUGCUUCUGUUUCUUCAUUCUGUGAAUAUCUUGCACCGCUGCUGCAUUUGUCGAAACCAGGCAACUCAACUGGGGUUGUUCCUACGGCUGCGGCAGCUGCUGCUUCUCUCAUGUCUGAUGGCGGAGGCACUAAACUUUAGCGCAAUGUUUAUGGCAAUUUGGCUAUAGAUCAACAAAAGCUUUCAGUUCCUUAUUAUUGGUAAUUAUAUGGACAACCCCUUCAUUCUGAUUGUAAUACCUCAGAUUUUCCAAUUCCAGUGACCAAUACUACUAUUUCUCUAAAAUCCCCUGCCCACCUGGGUUGCCGUGAAUAAGAGUAAUCAUAAAAUGAUGAUGAUCAUCAUCAUUACCCCAGUGCCGCAGAGGCUACCACCUACAGUGGGGUAAGGGGGGGUCGGAUGUACGCAACCUUACCCCUGUACUAGAGUACAAAGAGACCGUUUCCUGAUGACCCAUAGUGAAAAUUGCGUCAAAAAUUGCAUAGACUGGUAGUUGCUUCAUACAAAGAAGCGCAGACAAUUUAAUGAGCCAUUUUGCUUUAUUCCAUCAUAUUCU
Cuscuta epithymum is the source of this 1343-nucleotide messenger RNA. The record is from the annotation of a GenBank genome assembly. NCBI's taxonomy places the organism in Eukaryota, Viridiplantae, Streptophyta, Magnoliopsida, Solanales, Convolvulaceae.